Sinocyclocheilus anshuiensis is the source of this 2157-nucleotide messenger RNA. Its product is annotated as remodeling and spacing factor 1-like. The transcript is spliced from 6 exons. The annotation marks the transcript as partial. NCBI's taxonomy places the organism in Eukaryota, Metazoa, Chordata, Actinopteri, Cypriniformes, Cyprinidae. Gene Ontology annotation, cellular component: RSF complex. Gene Ontology annotation, biological process: negative regulation of DNA-templated transcription. Gene Ontology annotation, molecular function: histone binding. The record is from RefSeq and is a predicted model, not a curated record.
AAGUAUCUUGUAAAGGUGUGCCAGGAAUUUAACAGCACCUGGGCAUGGGAAAUGGAGAGAAAAAGCUACCUAGAAAUGACAGUAGCGUGUAAGACUGGCAUUUUAAAGUACUUGUGCGAGUGCCAGUUUGAUGACAAUCUCAAGUUUAAGACAUUAAUCAACGAGGAAGACCCGGAUAAGAUGCGUCUACAGCCCAUCGGCAGAGACCAGGAAGGUCUUCUCUACUGGUUCCAGUUAGACCAAGAUCAGAAUAUACGUGUUUAUUCUGAGGAACAGGAUGAUUUGGAUGGGUCCUCAUGGAAAUGCAUUGCGAGGACUAGGAAUGAUCUUGCAGACACACUAGAUCAGCUUAAAGCCAAGAUCGCAACUGACCAAGAGAAGCAAGACGGUUCCACCAGCCCAAGUAUGGAGGCAGAAGGUGUUAAAGUUGAGGACUUGAAGAACCAUGUAUCAGGACAAGGAGACUUUACCAACAGCACCUUCAAUUCUAAUCAAAGUGAGUUAAUACCUAAAGACAUUAAAAAAGAACCAAUGGAUCCCAUUAAACCAGAGCAAGAAGAGAAAGUUGCUGAAGUUUCCAAACCCAAAGUGGUCAUCGACAACAGGGUUAGUACAAUCAAAGCUCUCGUCAAAGAAGAACCAAAAGAUUGUCCCAAACCAUGGAACGCCAUUUCCGUCGUCAUGCCCCCUGCUUCCAUCAAACACGACCCGGUGGUGAAAUCAGAGAAGCAUGAAGACAAGAAAGAGUUGGUGUUUGAGAACGUGGCUAGAGCUGUAAAGAGCGACCAACAGGCUAAAAUACCGCUGAAGAAGAGGGAGUUGAAAAGGAGUGGAGGAUAUGACGUCAGCAACGUCAAUCACAACAACAACAACCUUAACAGCAAUGGAAGCGUCAGCACUGGAGGUAUAAUCGUUCGCAAUCCUGUUGUCUUGCUAUUGAAGGAACAGAAAAUCAGAAAAGAAUACCCAACUAAUGAAGAGAAAGGACCAACGGCCAUCAUCGCUGUCCCACAAGAGCCAAAGGUUGACCAAAUGGCAGCACGAGAACAAUAUGUAGGUGUUGGAGUUAUCAAAGGUCCCAUUGAGCGUAAAAGGCCAUUGAAUGAAAACGAUAAUUCUUCAAAUGGUCAUCAUGGGAAUGGGAAAGUCUUGAAGACUGAAGUUGGAGGCACAGAUAGUGUAAGACAGUCUGUCCUUGUUGGGAAAUCCAUGGUUCAAGCAGACAACGGUCCUCUUCCUUGUAGUAUCCCUGAGGAUUUGUCAAAAGAUGCUUGCGAUAAGAGCACAGAUGUGUCUGCGAAAGUGUCAAACCUUGUUGAGGAGUCGUCAACGAUUGAAGAGACCACUUCAGUUGAGGAAAAGGUUGAAAAAGUCGGCAAUGAUGAAGACGUUAUUGAGCUCAAAAGCAAGACAGUUGGUUUGUCAGCCGGAGAAAAAACUGAUGUUGAGGAUGUCAGCAAAGACAAAAGUCUGAGAGGCCCAAGAAAGAGACAUUCACAAAAGUCCAAAUCCAAGAUGCAAGCAAGAGAAGACGGGCAGAAUGAAUCCAGCAUGGGUGAGGUUUUGGAAAAGGAUGCUGAAAAAGCUGGACACAACGAGGACGAAGAGGUAUCGUCAGAACUUCAGAAGGAAGGGAUUCGCCUUAAGAUUAAGAUACCGCUUCAUAGACGAACGCCUGAACUCCAGCACAAGGACGCAGAGGAGUCGGAAACCAGCAAUCGGAGAUCCCUGCGGAGAUCUGCCAGAAACUGCAAGCCCAGCCCCAAAGUGGCAGAUAGUCGGGAGAGUAAACAAGACGGGAAACUUUUGGCCUCCUCAGCAGCUCAGGACGAAGAGGAACACAUAGAAGACGAAGAGGCGAAAGUUCAUCCCAAGAAGGAGAUGCACAGAAAAGUGGACACGGAAGUACAGCCCAAGUCUUUUAAGGCCAAACGGCGACAUAGGCGGAAUCGUUGGUCGAAAAUUCGUACGAAGAAUUGCAAAUCCAAAGCAGCUCUGGAGCGGGAAGAGGAAGUGGCCGACGACAAAGCCGCAAAUAAUGAAGACAACAAAUCAGAGAAAGGAGACGACAAAAGUGAGACCGAAUCGGACCAAUCCAACGAGAUUCCACCUGAAGAUGCUUGUAAACACUGUGGGCUCACCAACCACCCAGAACUA